CAGGCGCCCACUUCGGCCUGGCCGUGCCUGCGGUGCUGCCCAAGAUCCCGGGGAUGCAGCCGUUGGCCUGGUCCUCGUUGCUACAGGCGGCACUGCAGCUGCCUCCGGAACUGGCCGACGGCUCGCCGGAGACGGUGUGCUCCCUCUACUGCCAAGUCGUCGAAGCGCUCGAGGAGCUGGCGCGGGAGCGGCAGCUCCGCAGCAGCCUGGGGGAAGAGGUCACGGAGUUCCAGAAGAAGUACGACAAGUUGCUGGCGGAGCAGGAGGUCCUCUACAAGGACUUCUUUGCACGGAGGGACCAGUGGCUCUCUGAGAAGAAAGACCUCGAGGAGCGCUUGAGCAUCCAGGGCAACCUGCUCACGGACAGCUUGAAGAAGUGUGAAGUGCAGGAGAGCCAACUGCAGACUUGGCAGCAGCUGAGCUCCGGCGGCGCCCCGGAGCUGCGGGAGGAGCUCAUGGCGGCCAUGGCGCGGGUGGCUGCGCUGGAGCAGAACGAGAGCGUGCUCUCGCGGAAAUAUGAAGCGGAGAAGCAGAACCACGCGAUUGUGAAGGAAGCCUUUGACACCAUGCAGAGAGACUUCCUGGAACGCGAAGGCUUCCUCAAGGAGCGCCUCUCCAAGGCGACUUUGGCGAAGCGCCGCUCCGGCAACGCGCUGCGCAUCGCGCGCCGGAAGAUGCAGUCCAUGGUGGCGAGCAGCGACUUUGAGCGUGCCCAGCAGCAGCUUCAGGUGUGUCGACAGCGGGAGUUCGACCUCUCCCGACGGCUAACCGAGCUGACCCUGAAGGUGGCACAGCAAGAGGACAAGGUCCGCGACCUGAUGGAUGUACAAGACCGAUGCCGCACCUUGGACCAGCUCAUGAGGGAAACUGAGCAGGAGUUCACCGUGCUGCGGCGCCGGCUGCAGGCGCGCGAGCCCCGCUUCGCCGCGGAGUGCGCGCUCUUCGCGCGCCUCACCGCGGAGCUGCAGCGCACCCUGGGCUUCGUGGGCGGCUACGAGGUGGCCGUGCGGUCCCUGGCCGCCAGCGAAGCGCGCAUCGCCGGCGAGGAGCCCACCGAGGCUGCCAUCAAUGUGGAAGCCUCUCUCGACGAGAAGUUGCGCAAGCUGGACACCAAUAACGACGGCUUUAUCACCUUGGGCCAGCUACGCGGCUUCUUCGAAAGCCUUUCCAUCAAGAUCAAGGACGAGGAGAUGCAAUUGCUGGCAGAUGCCCUGCAUCCCACGACUUCCAUCCUUCCUCCACCGCCUCCACCGCCAAGUGCACCAGGUGCUCCCAGUCCCCCAGCAGAUGACAAGUCCAACGUCUCGGUGCUGGGCAUUGUUGGCCGCUUCAGGCUCUUUGGGCUGCGUCCGCUGGAGCCGGAGGAGCUCUUCUGGUGCGCGGUGGAGGCCCACCUGCUGCGACGUCCUGAUCAGCCGGAGCCUUCGGAGGUGCUGCGGGGCCACUUCCAGCGGCUCUGCAACUCCGAGGGCCGCAUCGCGGCCACCGACGUGCUGCAGCUGCUGUCCCAGUUCGAGGUGACUCCCAACCAACUUCCCCUGCGGAGCUUGCGCCGAGUGCUGCAGUGGCUGGGUGUCGAGGUGCGGCAUCUCGAGGAGCAGCUGCCCGGCCCGCUGCCCUCGCCCAACGACCCCCGGGAGCCUGAAGUUCGCCUGCGCUUGCAGCAGCUGCGCAUCGUCUACAGCGACUUCGGCGAGCGCUUCGAGCGGGGGCUGCAGCGGGCCUUGCAGCAGCUCCGGCCGCCGGAGGGGCUACCGACGUCCGCCGCCGCGCCCGCGCCUCCGGAUGCGGAGGCGCGAUGCCAGGCGGCACGGGCGCGGGAGUCCGCGGCCAACAGGCGCUGCGUGGUGCUGGAGCAGGAGGUCCGCACCAAGGACCGCAUCACCCGGGAGCUUCAGCGCCAGGUGGGAGAGCUGGAGGGCCUCAUGGAGCGCCACGAGCAGGAGCUCUACGAGGAGCGGAGCUCCAAGGUGCAGCUCAUGGCUCAGCUGGACGCCACGCUGCCCAAGGCAGAGGUGGAGCCGAAGCUCCAGCAGAUCGAGGAGCUGCGCUUCCAGGUCGACCAGUCCAGCAUCGCCUUGAAGCAUGCCAAGGACCUGGCGCGGACCUGCGCGGCGCAGGCGGAGAGCUACGAGCAGCUGCUGAAGCGCCGGCAGCAGGAGGUGCGGCACCUCCAGGAGUCCGUGAAGAUGCUGCAAGCCACCGACGAGAUGUCGAACACCGUGGGCAAGCUGCAGUACCGGCUGCUGCUCAGCCAGUGGGAGAAGGGCAAUCUCCAGCGCCAGCUGCACUCUGCCACGCAAGACCUUCGCGAAGCUCGGCGAGAGCUACUAGACAACGAGGAACAGGUGGAAAAGGAGCGCCAGCAGCAUGAGGACACUGAGGGGCAGCUGCAGCACAGCUUGGCGGAGCUGAAAGCGCAGGCCGCCAAGCUUCAGGAGGAGAAGACCGCGGCCAUGCCCAUUGACAAGGCGCGGCAGCUGACCUCGCGGCUCGAGGAGAUCUCCGGGCGCAAGAUGGAGCUGGAGGAGCGCUUGUCCAAAGUGCGCUUGGAGCUGAUGCGCAACCAGGCAGAGACCGACGAGUGCCGCCUCAAGGCGCAGCAGGCGCAAGAGCUGCUCACGGAGCUGAAGGCCCUGGACCCGGACGACGAGGCGCCGAGGCAGCGGCUGCUGGAGAUGGCCAAGAAGCUGGCGGACGCCAAGCUGAAGGAGUUGCAGCACAAGCGCAGCAUGGAGAUCGCGCAGGAGCAGCACCAGCAACUGGAGAAGGCACGACAGGUGGAUGAGAAAGAGAUUCAGAGCCUGCAGCGGGAGGUGGCUCAGGCGGAAUCCAAGCUGGCCAACCAGGAGCAGCAGUGGCGCGCCAAGGUGCUGGAGGCGCAGGGCGUGGCGCCAGUGCGCGCCACCAGCCAAGCCAACCAGGCCACCAUAGAGGCGAUGGAACAGCUGCAGGGAAAGGUGGCCGAGCGAGAUGCCAGGAUCGCCAUCCUCGAGUCGGACAUGGAGAAGGCCAAGACCGAGCGCGAGAGCGCUGUGGCGGAGGAGAGGAUGAAGGUGCGGAAGUUGGAGCUGGAGUUGAACUUGCUUUCCGACGGCGACACCUUGAAGCUCCGCCACCAGCUGCGUUCGGAGCACGACGCGGACGUGGCGCAGAUCUCGCAGGCGGCGCAGGCCUCGGUGCAGACCUUGCAGGAGCUCUUGGACCAGGCGGAGGAGCGGCUCAGGUACCAGCAGGAGGAAGCUGCGCGCCAAUACGAGAAGCAGUCUGAGAUGCAGAGGAAGUACGGGGAGGAGACGCUCCAACUCCAGCAAGAGAUUGCGGCGCUGCGACAGGACCUGGUCCAGGCCCGCCAUCAGAAUAUCCAAGAUGCUGACGCCGCUCGACUGAAGCCGCUGCCGCCGGACGAAAGCGCGCGAUUGGAGAGCACCAUGGGCUCCAUGGACGGUUUCGGGGACCUGGGGGCCGUGGAGGGCAGGCUGCGACAGCACCAGGACCAGGUGCUGAGCCUCUACCAUCGCCUGGAGCAGCAGCAGGAGGAGUUCAAUAGCCUUCUGGACCAGCAGAAUACGGAGGCAAAGCAACGGGAGGACCACCUGCGAGGGCAUUUGGAGAAGAUGCAGCAGGAGUUUCAGGCACGGGAGCAGCGCCUGCUGGACCAGCACGAGGCGCAGCGCCAGCACCGGGAGGGCGAGCGCCAGCAGCGGGAGCUGGAGCUGCAGCGGAUCCAGCAGGAGCUGGCGGCUCUGCAGCGGAACGCCUCUCAGGAGCAGAGCCAGGAACUCCAAGUCCAGGUGCAAGAGGCGCAGCGCCACGCCAGCUUGGCGCUGCAGCACAACGAGCUGGCGGAGCAGCACCGGGCCUCCGCGGAGCAGUGGCAGCAGAAGGCCCAGCACUUGGAGCAGCAGAACGAAGAGCUGCAGCAAGAGUUGAAAAGCGAGCGGCAGAAGUACAAGGAGUCCCAGCUGCGGAAGCAGCAAAGCUCCCUGCGGAAGCAGCUUGCGAGCAAGGAGGAGCAGCUCGGGAGCCUCAAGAAGGCAGUGGAAGACCUCAAGGAGCGCGUGGUGCAGCUCAGUAUCCGCAACGAGCGGGAAGAGAUGGAGUCCGGCAACGCGCGGCGCGCGGAGUCGGAGGCCAGGCGUCGCGUCGGGGGACAGGAGGAGAAGAUGCAGCAGCUCAAGGACAAGGUGCUGCGGCUCUCGCGGCAGCUGCAGGAGGCCAAGUCGCAGCAGAGCUUCGAGGCACAGCGCGGCCAAGAGAUGGACGGCCGGGAGGCGGAGCUGCAGACGCUGCUGGAGACCUCGGCGCAGCAGUUGGCGCAGAAGGCGGCAGAGGCCAAGCGCUUCGAGGAGGAGCUGCGGCGCCAGCAGCGGCGCGCCCAGGAGGCGGAGCAGGCCCUCCGGGCGGAGCGAGGUGUGCUGGAGGGCGAGGCCAAGCUAGUGAAGCGAGAGGGAGAGGAAGCCUUGGAGAAGAACGCCCGGCGCGUGGCGGCGCUCCUGGACCGCAUCGAGGUGCUGCAGGCAGAGCGCACUGAGCUCUCGGCGAAGCUCCACGGCGCCGAGGCGUCCCUGGCAAUGAAGGGCAGCAGCCACGACGCCCCGGUGACCCAUCCACAGGCGCAGUUGGCCGAGAUGAAGGAGCGACUUCGCCGGGAACAGGACCAGAGACAGUCGCUUCAAGAGGAGGUGCGGGAGCUAUCACUUCAACUGGAAGCGCUCGGAAGGCCAGAGCAGACGCUGGAGCCACUCAGGGCGACUUCGCCAUCGCCGUGGGCCCGAGUUGGAUGUUCGCUUUCGCCUUUGACACGCAGCCCCCGCGCUCGCUCGCCGGUGCCGCGCUCCUUGAAGCAGGCCAGCGAGCUGGCUGCGCGGUGCGGGCAGCUGCAAGCGGAGCUGGCCUCGCUGAAGGCCCGCAGCCAGCGCCUCGAGGAGGAGAACGACGACCUAAAGCUGCGGCUUGCAUCCGAGGGCGAAAGGGCCGGGGCGUCAGAAGUGGACAUGCUCCGCGGAAGCUUGGAAGGCAUGAGCGCCCAAAAUCGCGCUCUGGCAACAGAGCUGGAGGUGGAGCGGUUUCGAAGCCGCGCCCGCACAGACGAGGGCGAAGCGCAGCUGCGGCUGCAGAGCCAGGAGAGGAUCGCCUCUCUGCAGAGCCGUGUGGACGAGCUGCUGCGUGAGAACGUGCAGCUUCGCAGGGCUGCGCCAGGUAGCGCUCCCUGCUCUCCGUCCCCGCCGCCGCCGCCCGGGCCCAGCGGGCCGAGCGGGCCGAGCUGGCCCGCGCCGCCGGCGAGUCGGCCGGAGGAGGCAAAGGUUGUGACUUUGCAAGCGCGGGUGGAGGAGUUGCUUCGUGAGAACCUCCAGCUCCGUGCUGCUUCACCGGAGCAACCCCAGGUGCAAGUUCUGCAGGAUCGAGUCGCACAGCUGCAGUCCCGGAUUGAGGAGCUGCUGCGUGAGAACAUCCAGCUCCAGCGUGUCGGGGCUGGGCCAUCUGUGGAGCAUCAGCAGAGCUUGCAGGGCCUGCAGAGCCUGCAGGAGAAGAAUGCUGCCCUCCAGAGCCGCAUAGAGGAGCUUCUUCGUGAAAACGUGCAGCUACAGAGACAACUGCUCCCCUCGCCGCAGGCCCAGGAGAGCCCACUGCAAAACCGCGUGGACGACUUGGUCCGUGAAAACCUGCGGCUGCAGCGGCAAGGCGCUUCUAAUUCCUUGGAGCAGCAAGAGCUUCAGGCACGCAUGGAAGAGCUUCGGCGGCAGAACCACGAGCUGGAUCGCCAAGCUCGGAAUCGCGAGGCUCCCUCGCCACCGCAACGAGCUUGGCCUGGGUCGCCGGACACAGCCUCGGCACAGCAGGUGGCUGCGCUGCAGGCCAAGAAUCAGGAGCUGCUCCGCGAGAAUCUCGAGCUGCGGCACGCGCCGAGCGCGCGCCUGCCACAGGCGCCGCCCUUCGGUGACGGCCAAAGCGCCGCGCUGCGUCGCCACGGGCAGGAUUUGCAGGCGCGCCUGGAGGAGGUGCUUCGAGAGAAUGCAAUGCUACGAGAGCGCGGCUCUCCGGGCACGCGCCUGGAACGCCGGCCGGGCGCCUUGGGUCUUGGAUCCCCAGCGGCGGAGGAUCUGAGCGAGCUGCGCCGGCUGCACGGCGAGGUUGCUUCGCAGCGCCGGGUCUUGGAUCGCCUGGUCACGCAGCUGGCUGGCGAUGGAGUUGCCGCAUUCGAGCUUUUGGUGGAGGAGUGCCAGCACCUGAGCCAGCGGGUCACCCACCUGGGAGAUGAGAAUGUGGUGCUGCGGUCACGCGCCCAGACGCCGGUGGAUCUGCCUUUGCCCCCGCCGCUGCCGGGCAGCGCACAAGAAGCUCAGGAGGCCAACGCCGUCCUGCGAGCGCGGUUCGACUCUUUGAGUGCCGAGAUGUCUGCAACCACCGCCUGGAAGGAUGAGGCGGCCAAGCGCCUGAACCAGCAGGCGCAGGAGAUCGAAGCGCUGAAGAACCGUCUCGCCUCCGUAGCUCCACUGGACGUGCUUGCACUGGAAGAUGCCAUGCGCCCCACCGAGGAGGAGCUGCGAAACCAGCUGGAGCGCUCUGAGCGGCAGAGGUCGAACCUGGACAAACUGCUGGCUGCUCAAACCGCCCGCGUGGCGGAGCUCUCCGCAGACCUGGAGGACAUGCAGCAGCGCCUGCGAGAGUUGGUGAUGGGAAAGAGCGGCCUCGCGAUGCCUGAAGCCUCGCAGGCGGUGGUCAGGGAGCGGAUCCGGAUGGAACAUCAGGAGCAGAGCCGCGAAGAGGUGCGGGCCGCACAGCGGCAGGCCGCGCAGGCAGCACAGGAGGCUUCAGACCUGCGCAACGCGAACGGCAGCCUACAGGCGCAGCUGGGGCAACAGGUCCAGCGCCAGGUAGAGCUGGCUACCCAAUUGGAGCAGUUCCGCCAUUUGGCGGAUACGUCUCCUGCCGUCGUACCUGGCAUGGAAGAGGUGGCGAGCCGCCUCGCGAAGCGCAACGAGGAGCUCACAGAGCAGAACGCCCAGCUGCAGAAGGCCUUGGAGAGGAGCAUGCCGGAGCGGCGGCAGUCGGCCUUGCAGGCGGCCAGGCACUCCCUGGAAGAGUGCGGCGUGAGCCUGCUCCAGAUCUUCCGUGCCGCGGAUGUCGAGCGGCGCGGGACGCUGCCACUGAAGAGUAUCGAGGCAGUGCUUAGAAAGCUGCCCGUACAGCUCCCCAGCCGCCUUGCCGUGGUGCUUUGGGAAACUGCCAGCAGCUUUCAGGCAGGAGGCGACAUCCUCUACGCCGAGUGGCUCGCACAUUUGGCAACGCUUCCCCAGGGUCUGGAUGAGGACCCGAGCUUCGGUUGCGUCGAUGCCUUUCACCGCUUCCGCGGCUUCUCGCUGCGCACCGGGCUGGCGGCCCUGGACGAGGACUCCGAUGGGAAGCUGUCAGCCACUGCCGUGGCCCAUGCCUUCCGCGCCUUCUUCGAGUUUCUCCAUGCGGAAGAGCUGCAACUCCUCUUGGAGCUAUUUCAGCCAGAAGGCGAGGUGGAGAUCAUGUCCUGCGUUUGGCAGCUGGAUAUGGCUUUCCUGGUGUGCAAGGACCAGGUGCAAAGCGUCCAGGCAAAGCGUGCUGAAGCGCAAGAUCUCGUCGAGGGCAGGACGCCUGCGGGAUCGCGAAACCCGCUGAAGGAGCUCAAGGACUUGGUCAUGCAGAGGAGGGAGAAGGGUGACGAGGCCGCCCUGCGCCACAUCGUCAGCCUCGUGGACCACGAGAGGUCUUCCUUGAUCUCGCUGCCCAUGUUCAAGGCCUUGCUGCACCACCAGUUGGAUGGGCCGCUCGACGACGAGCAGCUGGAGCACAUCUUUCAGGUGCUGGAUGAGGACGGUGACGGUGUCGUCGCGCACCAAGACUUUGAGAAGGCAAUCCUGGGGGAGGACCACAGCCGCCAGCUCACGGACUUGCUGCUUCGACUGGCGCAGGCCCUGCAUGGCGCUGGCGUGCGUUUGCCUGACUUGGUGCGCUUGUACGACCAGGGCAACGACGGCGAGAUAAGCAAACAGCAGCUGCAGCAGAUGUGCUUGAGGGUCAAUCACCGGCCCAGCGAACAGGACCUGCAGAAGCUCAUGAGCGAGUUCGAUACCGGGCGUGGGACGAUCUCGGUGGCGGAGCUGCAGUUCAGACUCGAGGCAGCGCGGGUGGAAGAUCUCCUGGGCGAGUUCAAGGGCGCGUUGGCGCGCUUCGGCGCCCGCGGCCUCUUGGACGCCUUUGCGCGCGCUGGGGAGGGCGGCCAGCUGAGCCUGGAAGAGCUGGAAGGCGUCCUAGUGGGCGUGCUGCAGAUACCUGCGCCGCGGCAGCGCAUCCGAGAUUUGUUUGACGUCUUCAGCACGGAGCACGGCGGCAAGAUACCUUACAGAGAGCUGCUUCGAAGGUGUGGGCUGGCACAGACAGAUCAUCUGGGUCUUCACGAGUGCUUGCCAGUUGCAGAUCAGCCCCGCUGGCUGGAGUUGACCCUGGCUGCAGUGAAGCGAGCUUUGCUGCGGGCCAAGGCUGACGAGGAGAGUGUCGCAGAGGCUGCACAGCGCCUGCUGCUUGCCUUCGACGAGCGGAAUGUGGGCACGCUCUCCUGCCCACAGCUGCGCCGGGCGUUGGCCAGCUUGGGUCUGGCCGGUGGCCAGCGGGAGAUGGAGCGCCUAUGCGAGCAGCUGCGCGGCGUCCCAGCGAGGGAUGCUCGCGCGCGGGGCCCGCGAGGCGUGCAGCAAAGCCCUCAGCGCAACCUGGAGCUCCGGGUGGAGACGUUGGUGUCCAGGCUCAACUCUGUGCACAUCCCGGAGGAGGAAGCUGUGCCCCAUCGCUUGGAAGCGCGCCCGGCGGCGGAGGCGCUCCGCGGGGCCUUGCAGCGACGGGGAUUGAGCUUGGUAAAGGUCCUGGCAGAACUCGAUCCGGAGAUGCAAGGCAAGGUGUCCUUCGAAGGCUUCCGGGUGGCGUGCCAGCGCUACCGUCUCGCCUUGAAGGAGGAAGACUGGGCGCGCCUGGCCGCAGCGCUGCAGCCGGACCGGCACCACUUCUUCUCCGCCGAUGCGCUGCAGCGGCUUCUGGCCAAGGCGCCGCAGGGCUGCGCCGAGGUGCCUAAGGUUGGCUUGGCUGCGGCGCAGGGAAACGGCCAGGCCUUGGAGCCUUUGCCCCGGCGCCGCAGCGCAAGUCUGGCGAAGGAAAGGCGGCUGGACGGGGCGGUGGAGGCCAAGAGUCGAAAGCAGGUGGACCAGCUUCAGACAGCACUCUUCCGAUCUGAAGAGGAGCGCGCGCGGCUCCAGCGGGAACUGGAUGCGCUACGGCAGGAGGAGGCAGCCCGAAGCGAAGAGUUCCAGAAGCCCAGGCCGCUCAAUGUGCUGCUAGCUGCCGGCGAGCAGGCACCACCCUUGGUGAAGGAGCUGAGGCUGGAGGUCCAGGGCACCCGCGAGCUCCGGGACAAGAUCUACAGCCUAGAGUCGGAGCUGGAAAGCUGCAAGCGACGCCUGGAGGUGGACGCUCGCCAGCAGCUGGAACAGGAGCAGCAAAGGGGCAGGCAGCUGCAGGCCGAAUUGGAGGAGAAAGAGCGCGUGGUCUCCGAGCUGAUCUUCGACCUGCGGCGGGCCAGACAAGCAGCCGGCCGGGAGGCCAACUGA
Messenger RNA from Effrenium voratum, 9629 nucleotides. Lineage: Eukaryota; Dinophyceae; Suessiales; Symbiodiniaceae. The record is from the annotation of a GenBank genome assembly.